CAGGUGCAACAACUGCAGCUCCAGGUGCAACAACUGCAGCCCUAGGAGCAACCACUGCAGCUCCAGGAGCAACAACUGCAGCUCCAGCAGGAGCAACAACUGCAGCUCCAGGUGCAACAACUGCUGACCCAGGUGCCACAACUGCUGCUCCAGGAGCAACCACUGCUGCCCCAGGAGCAACAACUGCAGCCCCAGGAGCAACCACUGCAGCCCCAGGUGCAACAACUGCAGCCCCAGGAGCAACCACUGCUGCCCCAGGAGCAACAACAGCAGCCCCAGGAGCAACCACUGCAGCUCCAGGAGCAACCACUGCUGCCCCAGGAGCCACAACUGCAGCUCCGGGUGCAACAACUGCAGCCCCAGGAGCAACCACUGCAGCUCCAGGAGAAACCACUGCUGCCCCAGGAGCAACAACUGCAGCCCCAGGAACUGCAGCCCCAGGAGCAACAACUGCAGCCCAUGGAGCAACCACUGCUGCCCCAGGAGCAACCACUGCUGCCCCAGGAGCAACCACUGCAGCCCCAGGAGCAACCACUGCUGCCCCAGGAGCCACAACUGCAGCUCCAGGUGCAACAACUGCAGCCCCAGGAGCAACCACUGCAGCUCCAGGAGCAACCACUGCUGCCCCAGGAGCAACAACUGCAGCCCCAGGAGCAACCACUGCAGCUCCAGGAGCAACAACUGCAGCCCCAGGAGCAACCACUGCUGCCCCAGGAGCCACAACUGCAGCUCCAGGUGCAACAACUGCAGCCCCAGGAGCAACCACUGCAGCUCCAGGAGCAACCACUGCUGCCCCAGGAGCCACAACUGCAGCCCCAGGAGCAACCACUGCAGCCCCAGGAGCAACAAAUUCAGCGAUGGGAUCAACCACUGCUGCCCCAGGAGCAACAAAUUCAGCGAUGGGAUCAACCACUGCAGCAUCAGGGUCCCAAACAACUCUUGCAGUUGUAG
Messenger RNA from Notolabrus celidotus (New Zealand spotty), 951 nucleotides. RefSeq lists its product as uncharacterized. The transcript has 3 exons. The record is from RefSeq and is a predicted model, not a curated record. NCBI's taxonomy places the organism in Eukaryota, Metazoa, Chordata, Actinopteri, Labriformes, Labridae. The annotation marks the transcript as partial.